UCGGUCUACGCCAAGUGUUGAAAAAACAUACGUUUCGAGAAAUUUGGGAACCAAGCAGUGUGGAAAAGUCAAGUGGGAAAAAUCUACGCCGCGAGGGCUGCUAAGUACUUAAAGACCAACGCCGCAACAAUGGCUUUCCAUCUCCCGCUUCUCUCGUUCACCCUGAACUCACGCACCAUGCCGGGAACUCCGCCUAACGUCGCCGAUCAAGAGGACAAGCCCCACGUGGCGGUCCUAGCGAACUCGGGACUUGGCCACGUCAUCCCCCUCCUCGAGUUCUCGAAACGCCUUGUGGUCAGCCAAGGCUUCCGCGUCACCUUCCUCGUCGUCAGCACCGUCGACCCGACCCCAGCUCAAGACCAGCUGCUAAAUGCGGCGGGCCUCCCGCGCGACCUGCGCGUGCUCGGCCUCCCGGCCGUCGACGCCGCCUCCGUCGUCCCGGAAGACUCCCGCCUCCUCACCCGCAUAUGCCUCAUCGUCGAAGCGAGCCUCAAGAGCCUCAGAGCCACGCUCAUCGAGCUGAGCUACCUGAGGGCGCUAGUCGUGGACCUUUUCUGCACUCAAGCGUUGGACGUGGCCGGCGAGCUAGGCAUCCCCGCCUACUCGUUCUGCACGAUGUCGGCAAAGAUGCUCGCGUUCUCGUUGUGA
Molecule: messenger RNA, 648 nt
Organism: Eucalyptus grandis
Lineage: Eukaryota; Viridiplantae; Streptophyta; Magnoliopsida; Myrtales; Myrtaceae
Product: UDP-glycosyltransferase 72B3
Exons: 3
Coding region: 130-648 (172 amino acids)
Source: RefSeq, a predicted model, not a curated record